CACUCACUGCACUUCCCUCCACACCAUUGCCACCAAACCCUCCUCUUCAAACCCUCUCCCACUCACCAUACCCAUCUCUUUCAGGAUCUUCACUGAGAUGAGUUUUCAUGGUUUUGAUUGAAAAAACCUAAGUCCGUGCACCAUAUGUUCUAGGCCACUCAACAUUUAGCACAGCCGACCUAACUGCACCACACACAUAUCUUGUGGUACCAUAACGGUACUGCUACUCUCACCUUUUCUAAGUUCAGGAAUAGUAGCAUCUGAUCUAAAUUCAGAACCAAGGAUCGAAUGGGUAACUCCAAUUGUGAAACCCCACGUCGAGUUGCUGUUCCUCCAAAAAAAUCUUUUUCUGCUUCUUUGAGUUCAACUUUCAAAGAGACUAUCUUUCCCGAUGACCCUUUUAGGCAAUUCAAGAACCAGUCUCCUUCCAGGAAGUUUGUAUUAGGGUUACAAUACUUGGUACCUAUCUUCGAGUGGGCUCCUAGCUAUACUUUUGAGUUCUUCAAAGCUGAUUUAAUAGCGGGAAUUACUAUUGCCAGUCUCGCCGUUCCUCAAGGGAUAAGUUAUGCAAAAUUAGCGAACGUGCCCGCCAUUCAGGGAUUAUAUUCGAGCUUUGUGCCUCCCUUGAUAUACGCCAUGUUCGGAAGCUCCAGAGACAUGGCAGUGGGUACUAAUGCCGUUGGAUCACUCCUCCUAAGUUCCAUGAUUGGGAGAGAGAUCAAUCCAACUGAGAACCCAAAGAUUUAUCUUCAGGCAGUCUUCACUGCCACGUUCUUUGCUGGAGUGAUCGAAACUUGCCUGGGGUUCUUAAGACUAGGGUUUCUCGUGGACUUUCUGUCACAUGCAGCAAUAGUGGGGUUCAUGAAUGGAGCAGCCAUAAUUGUUUGUUUACAGCAGCUGAAAGGUAUCCUGGGUCUGGUUCAUUUUACACUAGAGACCGACAUCGUAUCGGUACUGCGAGCCGUAUUCACUCAAACGCACCAGUGGAGAUGGGAAAGUUGUGUCUUGGGCUGUGUUUUUCUAUCAUUCCUCAUCCUCACAAAAUACUAUAGCAAGAGAAAACAAGCCUUCUUCUGGAUAAACGCCAUGGCGCCUCUAACGUCUGUGAUUUUGGGAAGCAUUCUAGUCUAUAUGACCCAUGCUGAGAAACAUGGUGUCCAAGUGAUUGGGCACUUGAAGAAAGGGUUGAAUCCACCAUCUGUGUCUGAACUGGGUUUCGGGUCACCAUAUCUGAUGACAGCCAUUAAAGCAGGAGCCACCAUUGGGAUCAUAUCCCUAGCUGAAGGAGUCGCAGUGGGAAGAAGCUUCGCCAUGUAUAAGAACUAUCACAUUGACGGGAACAAAGAAAUGAUCGCAUUUGGAAUGAUGAAUCUCGUGGGCUCUUUAACUUCUUGCUACUUGACCACAGGACCCUUUUCGCGGACAGCAGUGAACUUCAAUGCAGGUUGCAAGACAGCAGCUUCCAACAUUGUCAUGGCAACAGCAGUGAUGAUGACACUACUAUUCCUGACCCCGCUCUUCCAUUACACUCCCCUUGUGGUGCUCGCCUCCAUAAUCAUCGCUGCCAUGCUCGGCCUGAUAGACUAUGGGGGUAUCAUCCAUCUCUGGACGAUCGACAAAUUCGACUUCUUUGUGAGCAUAAGUGCAUUUCUUGGUGUGGUCUUCGGCAGUGUUGAAAUUGGCUUAAUUAUUGCGGUCACCAUUUCCAUGCUCAGGUUGCUUCUAUCCUUGUCGAGGCCAAGGACUUAUGCUCUAGGCAACAUUCCUAACUCCAUAACCUACAGAAGCAUUGAACAGUAUCCAGCUGCUGCUAAUGUUCCGGGAAUGCUCAUUCUCCGUAUUGAUGCUCCAAUCUACUUUGCUAAUACUAGCUACUUAAGGGAAAGGAUAUCGAGAUGGAUAUAUGAGGAGGAAGACAGGCUAAAAUCUGCAGGAGAAACCAGCUUACAUUAUGUCAUAUUAGAUAUGAGUGCUGUGAGUAGCAUUGAUGCAAGUGGAAUCCACAUGCUUGAAGAAGUCAGGAAGAAUGUCGAUAGAAGGGGUCUCCAGCUUGCAUUAGCAAAUCCUGGAAGUGAAGUGAUGAAGAAGCUGGACAAGUCGAAGAUGAUUGAAAAAAUUGGAGAGGAAUGGAUGUAUUUGACGGUGGCAGAGGCAGUGGGAGCCUGCAACUUCAUGCUACACUCAUGCAAGUCCACUUCUGCGGCUCUCACAAAUCCUGCCGCAGUUGAACCCAACACAUAUGAUUACGUGUGAUAUUCUACAAAUAAGGAUAAAGGGUUGUAAUAGUUUAAGCUCUAUUUUCCCAAACGUGGCAGUUGUAUCAAGUUAUCAACAACAUGCGGCUUGCUAUUUGAAUGGAUAUCACAGCUUUUACCA
Messenger RNA from Vitis riparia (riverbank grape), 2376 nucleotides. RefSeq names its product sulfate transporter 3.1-like. Gene Ontology annotation, biological process: transmembrane transport. The record is from RefSeq and is a predicted model, not a curated record. The transcript is spliced from 12 exons. Gene Ontology annotation, cellular component: membrane. The coding region runs from base 289 to 2253 and encodes 654 amino acids. NCBI's taxonomy places the organism in Eukaryota, Viridiplantae, Streptophyta, Magnoliopsida, Vitales, Vitaceae.